AUGUUUGUAUAUAUCAUAUCUUUUUAUAUCUACUUGUCUUUGGCCCUUGCGGUCCCGACAUCUCUUUCACCACGUCUGAGAGAUGUGUAUCAAUUUCCGAACGGUACCUGGCUGGAGAAUAUAGCCGUCCGCUCUAAUGGCAAUGUUCUCGUCACGGCAUUCAACAAGGCACAGCUGUGGGAAAUCAACCCAUUCAACGGAACUAAUUCCCGUCAUGCGCGUCUGAUCCACCAGUUUCAAUAUCCCGGUACACUCACCGGUAUCACAGAGAUCGACCAAGAUGUCUUUGUGACAAUCGCUUCGAACUCUCUCUGCAAGGUCGAUCUGAGAAUGCCAGAGCCGGUAGUCAAUUCAAUCAACAUCACAAUUCCAGCUGGGACGCUGAACGGGAUGGCAACCUUGAAUGAUUCAUCGUUGGCUAUUUCGGACUCGUCCUUGGGCCUUAUUUGGCGUGUGGACAUUGAGCGGGGCAUUUAUGACAUUAUGAUAAGGGAUAAUACAACAGCCACAAGCACAGCCUUAGGACCAAGACUUGGGGUCAAUGGUCUUAGGGUCUUGGACGGUUAUCUUUACUACGUGAACUCGCCACAAAGAUCGUUCUACCGUGUUCGUUUAGAUGAGUCUGGCAGAAUCAAUGGACAGCCCGAGACUGUUGCGCAAGGAGUGUUGGCUGAUGAUUUUGCUGUAACGUCUUCGGGGGCCUAUCUUGCUGGAUUGACGGAUAAUGUUAUAACGAACGUCGUUGUCUUUAUCGUCGAUGAUAAAAGCAUGGACUAUGAAGCGCCUAUUCCAUCUCUGCUUGUGCCGCCUCUAAUCUUCGUCGGACUCCUGCUCGCUCUCUGGACGUGGAAAUGCUUCUGGAUCGUUGUAUUGCAAGACAAACUUCUAUACCUGUCAUGGUUGCCGCCGCUUGCACGGUCCGAGAAAAUCGCGGACUACGAGACUGAAUGUAAGCCGGUCCAGUGGACGGAGAAGCAGAUCCGGAGUCUGGAUGGGACUAAGCUGGCGGGUAAUGGCGGUUCAACCCCCCUUCGUUUGCCGCUUCUUUCUCAAGUUCUGCGAACAAUCAAAGAAAAGUCGAAGUCUACGCCAUUAUUUACAUCUCCAUCAGAUAGCACUGAGUUCACCAUAGUAGCCUUAUCAUAUCGCGGCUACUGGACUUCCUCGGGCCGUGCAACGCAGUCUGGUAUUGAGCUUGACGCGCAAGCGUUCCUCAACUGGGUAUCGGAAACCUAUACUGCACCAGACACCGAUUUGGAGGUCAUCCUCUGGGGGCAUAGUCUCGGCUCAGCUAUCGCGAGUAGUGCUACUGCUACUUACCUCUCCCGUCACGAUGGCGACCAGUCAUCUAUAUCUGUGGCCCUUUUCGUGGAAUCACUGGAGUUGUACCACGGCAAUGGAGAGGAUUGCUCGCUGGCGGGACCAGAAUGA
Messenger RNA from Aspergillus caelatus, 1431 nucleotides. RefSeq lists its product as uncharacterized. Lineage: Eukaryota; Fungi; Ascomycota; Eurotiomycetes; Eurotiales; Aspergillaceae. Bases 1 to 1431 code for a protein of 476 amino acids. The transcript has 6 exons. The record is from RefSeq and is a predicted model, not a curated record.